UUAAGCAGAAACUUAUUAAUUGUCUUUUGAAUCUAAAUCAAUAGAAUUUCAUUCCACUUCUAGUAACAAGAAGAUUUUGUUACUUACUUUGUUGCAUUCUUUGUUUGUUUGUUUUUGUUUUUGUGUUUGUGUUUUACCAGGUAGAGCCCUGGAGGAACUAAGAGGUUCUUUGUACAAUGAUCUACGCACUUCGGAAUCCGCCAAGCGGCAACAGCAGCGGUUCUGUGGCCCUGCUGUGGCUAUGUCUUUCAAUUUCAUGGUUGCCGUUGGGAUAAUACUCACCAACAAAUUGGUGAUGGGGAAGGUGGGAUUUAAUUACCCCAUAUUCCUAACACUAAUCCACUACACAGUGUCAUGGAUUCUGAUGGCCUUGUUCAAAGCAUUAGCUUGGCUCCCCGCCUCACCGCCCUCGAAAUCAACACCUUUCUCUUCUCUCUUUUCACUGGGAAUUGUUAUGGCUCUAUCUAAUGGUCUUGCCAACACUAGUCUCCAACAUAACAGUGUUGGCUUUUACCAGAUGGCUAAGAUUGCUGUAACCCCAACCAUUGUUCUCACAGAAUUCAUCUUUUUCAGGAAGACCAUUUCUUACAAUAAGGUGAUAGCUUUAGCCAUAGUUUCAGUGGGUGUAGCAGUAGCGACAGUGACAGAUCUCGAGUUCAAUGUAUUUGGUGCUUGUGUCGCGGUUGCAUGGAUAGUUCCUAGUGCUGUAAACAAGAUUCUAUGGUCUAAUUUGCAACAGCAGGGCAACUGGACUGCUUUAGCAUUGAUGUGGAAGACAACGCCUGUAACGAUCUUCUUCUUAGUAGCUUUGAUGCCAUGGCUCGAUCCGCCAGGAGUGUUGUCCUUCGGUUGGAAUAUCAGUAACUCAUCAGCAAUUAUGGUGUCUGCUGUUCUUGGAUUCCUCCUACAGUGGUCUGGUGCUUUAGCACUCGGGGCAACUUCAGCCACCACUCACGUUGUUUUGGGACAAUUCAAGACCUGUGUCAUCCUGUUGGGAGGCUAUAUAUUGUUCAAUUCAGAUCCAGGACCCACGAGUCUUUGUGGUGCAGUCACAGCAUUGGGUGGCAUGUCAGUUUAUACAUCACUUAGUCUAAAAGAAUCUGUCGAAGGUGUCGUGAAGCAAAACCCGAACCUGAAUCAACUUGCAAAACCUAAAACAGACGUUGAAGAAGAUGAGGAGAAAGCAAGUGUGAAGAGUGUCUCAAGUACUGAAUGAUCAAUGCAUAUCUGUGUUACUUGGACUCGGGUACUUAUGUCAGACAUCCACCAAAUAUCCAACUUGGGGUAUAUUAUAUUAUGAAUUUUUCUAUAAUUAUGGCCCAAAACAAAGUAUUGAAGUAUCCAUACCCAUGUCAGAAUUGUUGAGAAUCCGACACAGAUAUUUGAGGUAACAUGAAGAGUUCGAGGAAUAUGAAUAUACACAUUCAUGCAUCGCCUGAGAGUAUCUAGAGUGCAAAGAGAGGAAAGAGAGAAAGAGCUACUGAAUUAGUGUGUAGCUUUGAUAAUGAUGUUGUACAGAAGAAUAGACCAUUAAUUAGAUGCUGAAUUCAUACAGUCAGCUUUUCCAUUGCUACUGAACUUGCACUUCGCCAUUGGAGUCUAAUUUCAUUCUUGCCGGCUACAUCCUCAUCAGGUUUCCAUAUUUCUGUAUUCGAUGUACUUGCAUGAAAUCUUUAGCGUAAUGAUUAAUUUAUUACAAUUACAUGUU
Molecule: messenger RNA, 1708 nt
Organism: Beta vulgaris subsp. vulgaris (sugar beet)
Lineage: Eukaryota; Viridiplantae; Streptophyta; Magnoliopsida; Caryophyllales; Amaranthaceae
Exons: 6
Coding region: 242-1216 (324 amino acids)
Cellular component (GO): Golgi apparatus
Molecular function (GO): antiporter activity; UDP-xylose transmembrane transporter activity
Source: RefSeq, a predicted model, not a curated record